This is a messenger RNA of Papaver somniferum (opium poppy), 1185 nucleotides long. RefSeq names its product F-box/kelch-repeat protein At3g06240-like. The record is from RefSeq and is a predicted model, not a curated record. Bases 1 to 1185 code for a protein of 394 amino acids. Lineage: Eukaryota; Viridiplantae; Streptophyta; Magnoliopsida; Ranunculales; Papaveraceae. Gene Ontology annotation, molecular function: protein binding. The transcript has a single exon.
AUGGAUAAUUUAAACAAUCUUCCGGCAGAGAUCAUAUCGGAUGUUCUUACUUGUUUACCGGCUGAAACAGUUCUGGAUUGCAAAUUGGUAUCCAAGACAUGGAGAGACCUCAUUAAGCAUCCACUGUUCUAUAAGAUGCACACAAAUCGUCUCAUCAAUCAUUCUGCAACAGCAGCUUAUUCUACUGAUUCCGGUAAGCUGGGUUUUCUUGCCUUGGCCCAGGAUAAAAAGCUCUACUAUUUUGAAUAUGUUGAGAAUCAUAAUAAACCCAUUGAUAAUUUCAAAAAUAUCAGUCUAACACCUCCAAUCCAGAACUAUAAAUAUAACUAUGUUGGUUCGUUUAAUGGUUUGAUAUGUCUACGGGCUGUGGGAGAGAAUAUUUGUAUGUAUAACCCUAUGACAAAAGAGUACGUUUUUCUUCCUCAACCUACGAUUAAUUUUUAUCGGAUUAAGCAAAGGUGGUUUGGAUUUGGUUAUCUGCCUUCAACCGGUGAGUACAAAGUUGUUUUAAUGUAUAAGGUGCCCAAGUUUGUAGAGGUUAUUGUUUACACCCUUGGCAGUGGAAAUGGCUGGAGAAACAUUGGACAAUUCAAGCUUGAAUUUAACUAUGUUUACGAAGGACAUGGAGUCUUUGUGAAUGGAGCUCUUCAUUGGAUGCACAAUGCAAGAGCAAGAGCAAGAAGGAUGAUUCUGGUCUUUGAUUUGGCUGAUGAAAAAUUUUGUGAGCAUCUUUCACCACCUCUUGUGCCAAUAGCGUGCAACUAUUUAGUAGUAGGAGUUUUGGGUGGGUUUUUAUUCUGUGCAGAUAGACAUUUCUGCUCAGUUAGUAGACAGUACGUGUCUUCUGACAUAUGGGUAUACAAAAAGAAUAAUGAUAAUUAUUCCAUGAAAGAGCUGGAUGAACACCGUUCACUGGGUUGGAGUAAAGUGUUUACUAAUGUAUACAGCAUACCAUUAGCAUUUACGAAGAGCGGCGAUGUCUUAACUUACAGUUUGAGCUUUCUCAGUAUUUAUGACGCAAAAUCUUCUACCUUGAAAAAGAUAUUGGUGCCUUUUAAGGAGCAAUUUUGUCAAAUUUCCCCUCACAGGAAUACGUUUGGUUCGUUGAAAGAACUAGGAGAAGGAAAUGCAAAAACAGUGGAGUCAGUUAAAACUAAGAAGCGAAAAAGCCGUGAUUAUGCAUGA